Penicillium manginii is the source of this 1176-nucleotide messenger RNA. Its product is annotated as alpha/beta-hydrolase. Lineage: Eukaryota; Fungi; Ascomycota; Eurotiomycetes; Eurotiales; Aspergillaceae. The transcript has a single exon. The record is from RefSeq and is a predicted model, not a curated record. Gene Ontology annotation, molecular function: hydrolase activity. The coding region runs from base 1 to 1176 and encodes 391 amino acids.
AUGUGGCCCUCACUCUCAGAUACCUCGAUCAUCGGCUUUCUGUUCUUUUUGGUCCUCUAUCUAUGGCCUCGGCGUCGUCAAGAUCCAAAUUGGACAUACCGACAAGCGAUCACAUGUGCCCUUAUGAAGGUUGGGCUGCAGAAAUUUGUGACCUUCCGGAUCAAGCCAUCACUAUCCUUGAAGACGGGGCGGGAAAAAGAGCGUUUCGUUCUAGUCGAUCCGGCGUUACCAGAAGCAUAUUCCGGGGUGGCAGAGGACAACAAUAUCUGGCCGGAAACUAUCGGAGGCACCUGGUACCCAAAUCGUUUCACUUCAGAUACUACCGUUCCUGAGGGCCAACAUAUCAUUCUCCAUUUCCAUGGCGGUUCCUACGUAAUGGGUGAUGGUCGCACCAAGUCCACUGGCUUCCUAGCUCGCAAUCUUUUGGACAGCACUUCCGCCCUCUAUGUUUUCUGUCCGCAGUACAGAUUAUCCGGUCAACCACAGGGGCGUUUCCCUGCACAGCUCCAAGAUGCCAUCUCCUCAUACUCCUAUCUUGUUUAUACACUCCACAUACCAGCCUCGCAAAUUAUUUUGAGUGGUGAUAGUGCAGGGGCGCACCUGGUUCUCGGACUUCUCAGAUAUAUCGUUCAGAUGGAUAAUCCAUUUAUCCUUCCUGCGCCAUUAUGCAAUUGGCUCUUCUCGCCAUGGUGCGACGUUCCAGCUGCCAUCGACACCUCCGACUGGCGCAGAGACCCUAAUUACGCAACUGAAUAUAUCCCUGCGACCCUUCCAGCUUGGGGAGCAAAGAAUUAUCUCAGAGACCUUGACAUCACUGGUCCCAUCGAGGAACAAGUUGUGCCGCUGAGACAUCCGUUUAUAUUGCCCUCGCCACUGCUUAUAGUUACUGGAGGGAGAGAAAUCCUAUUACAACAACACUUGCAACUUGCACAGGGCUUCUUGAAGAUACCAGAGAAUAUGGAUUGUGUUGAACUAUAUAAGGAAGACGGGGUUCCGCACGAUGUUUUGGCCAUUGGUGGAAUUGCGAAUUUCCGCCACCAGGCACUUAGAUGCGCGAGGAACGCGGGGGAUUUCCUUCGAAAUCUACGACCUGAAAGACCAGCGUUUAAAGCGGAAUUUUUCACGGUCUCAAAUGAUAAUUUUGAGGAUCCGAAUAAUGAGAAGGCUGGAACAUAG